AUGUUCCCCGAAGCAGGAAGCAGCGAUACCACGGACUCGCGAGAUCUCCAUUCCGCUGUUCUGCAGACAACGCUCCAGGAGAUCUCCUCACGACCAACCGAAAGCGAGCGGGGCGCAUUGGCUGCCGAAUGUUGCGUCAUCUGCCUAGACGAAAUCUCCGAGGGCUGCGAAACUCGACCAUGCAAUCACAGCAACUUCGAUUAUCUCUGCCUGUUGACGUGGCUAGAACGACAGACUGCAUGUCCCCUCUGCAAAACGGAAAUCUCAGAAGUUCGCUAUGAGUUUAGCGAUGACCGAAAACAAUGGAAGUCAUUCUUGACCCCGGAGAAGCCGCCCCAGGUCGAAACAGCGAACGGCCCGCCUUCUUCUCACUACCGGAAUUAUCGUCGACCGGCUGUGCGGCGACCGCGACCUCGCGUGAGCUCCUCGUACCGGACAUCAGCGCCUUCCCAGGACGACUCGAUCGCUCGACGACGAGCCGUUUAUCGUGACCAAAGUUACUCGCUACACGUUGGCUCGAAUCGGAUAUCGAGAUACAGGGACUUGACGCCGCAGAUGUUCGCAUCUGACCCGGAGCUGGUCUCUCGCGCACGCACGUUCCUCCGCCGCGAGCUUCAAGUCUUCGAGUUCUUAUCCCCCGACAACGAUGCGCGCCCUUCAGAGACAGAUCCUGUGGUGCGCCGCAGGGCCAACAACGCCGAGUUCUUGCUUGAAUACAUUGUGGCGAUUCUGAAGACUGUGGAUAUGCAAGGCAGCAUGGGGCAGGCCGAGGAGCUGAUCCAGGAGUUCCUGGGACGAGAGAACACACGGCUUCUACUUCACGAACUCAGAGCGUGGCUCAGGAGCCCGUACAUGACGCUAGAGAACUGGGAUCGCAACGUGCAGUACCCGCAACCCUCUAUCAAGCGUCGGAGGCGGUCGCAAAGUCCGGGACGAGAACGCGAUUCUCCAGGGAGCGCAGAUGGCAUAUACCCCUCUACUUGGAGACGGGACGAUAGGCGAAGACAUCCGCGGGAGGCGCGAGAUUCUCACCGUCGUUUUCGCAACAACGAGAGGUUACGAGAGGCGACGGAGCGAUACUCCGUCGACUAG
This is a messenger RNA of Colletotrichum karsti, 1092 nucleotides long. RefSeq lists its product as uncharacterized. Lineage: Eukaryota; Fungi; Ascomycota; Sordariomycetes; Glomerellales; Glomerellaceae. Gene Ontology annotation, biological process: protein polyubiquitination; protein monoubiquitination. The record is from RefSeq and is a predicted model, not a curated record. The transcript has a single exon. Gene Ontology annotation, molecular function: ubiquitin protein ligase activity. The coding region runs from base 1 to 1092 and encodes 363 amino acids.